AUGUCACACCUGUCCACCUUCCUCCAACUUGUUUUGUUCUUCCGCCUCAUCGAGGGAUCUAUAUUCCGCCUCUGCCUGCUGGCGGAGGGAUCCAUUCUCCAACCUGGGCGACGCAGGCCGACUGUUUUGACGAAUGUGAUGGAAAGCGACAAACAGACGACUGAGAGAGAGACGCCGCCUCAGCUCUGGAGAAGUUGCAAGUUGAUUAUUGAUCCCGCACUGACGAAAGGACUGUACAAAGUGUACCGUUAUGAUGGACAAUGCUUCAACAUACCCGUGGAGGACUUAGGUCUAUUUCCUGUGGAUACAGUCAGAGAUCCGCGCAUCUGCCGCCUCUGGAGCAAAUACAACAAGACUGACCUGUUGGUUGCUAAAUUUAAGGUGGAUGAAUGGUACGUUGGCCCUGUUCCUCCCAAAGAAGUGACUUUUUCCAGGUUGAAUGACAAUGUAAAGGAGGCCUUCUUGACUAAUAUGUGCAAAAAAUAUGGCAACGUUGAAGAAGUGGAAAUAUUUUACAACCCAAAGAACAAGAAGCAUUUAGGAGUCGCAAAGGUGGUCUUCGACACGGUGAGGGCCGCAAAAGACGCCGUUCAGCACCUCCAUCUGACGUCAGUGAUGGGAAAUAUCAUUCACGUGGAAGUUGAUCCUAAAGGUGAAAACAGGGCGCGAUACCUGCAGCUGCUCCUGCGUGGUCCUUACACGCCGUGGACGUUGCCGGUGGGCAGCAGUGAGGAAGCUCUUCAAAGCUUAAUCGACAGUAUGCUGAGCAGCGCAGCCUCUCAGCGACCGGCGAGCAUCUCCAGCCCCACCAGCAUCGCCACGCCGCUCUCUCUGGACACAGCCUACUCCAGUAUUUGGCAGGAUACACCUUGCAGCUUCGGGCUCACACCACGUUCUCAGGGAACCCCCCGCACUCCUUGUUUGUCUGCGACUCCUCUCUCCCAGGACUCUUGCUACUCCAGUCUUCAGGCGACUCCGGUCCUCCAGGGGGAGCCCUCCACUUAUAGUGUUCCCAAACCUGUAAGACGAGAGCUCUGCCACCGCAAACCGGCGAGGCAUCACAGGGGAUCCGGCGAAGAUGUCAGCUUGGUUUUGAAGCAUUGCCAACCACAGCCACCGCAACCCCUCUCUGCCCAAGUCCAAACCAGCAGCCAGCAGCUUGCACUGUGGGGUCACAAUGCACAAUCCUCUACGCACAGUAACACAGAGCCUUCCUCUAACCUUGCCUCCCCCGGCCAGGAGUCCGAGGCUUUGCAUCUGAACUGCCACUCUUUCAGCAUCCUGAGCAUCAAUUUCACAGCUGACCGGCAGACAGCGGCGUCCUCCCCACCUGACGACCACGCAUGCAUAACAGAGCUCCCUCCACCUGCUGUGAACUGUCCCACCUGCAGCCCCCAGCCGGGGGUGGAGAGUUUGGACUCCCGCAUUGAGAGUUUGCUGAUAAACAGCCAGAGUGCAGACCCCUCAUACUUUGAUAGAGAGACUCUGGAGGCGGAUGUGCACUCUCACGACAGCCCAGCUUCACCCUGCUCAGCUAACACCUCCCCUCUCUCGGACGACUCACUCGCUUGCACUCCGGCUUCUCGUGGCGCCUUCGCAACCAGCCGCCGCCGCUCCUACAGUGAUCAGGUGGAUGUCAGUCCGACGUGGCUCAUUGAAGAUGAAGAGGAUGAAACCGCUCAAGCUGUUUCGUUUCUUACGAGAAGCUCCCGGUCUCCCGCUCCAUCUGAUUUCACACAUUUUGAAAGGAGGACUCACGUGAACAGUGAAAAAGAUGCAGAAAUGUUCCCGUCAUUAUCUCGUCCAGAGGAUCAUCGUGCAGCGAAUGAGGAUAAGGAAUGCUCAAAUAACAGACCGUCUGGAGCUUUGACACCCUCAGAAGAGAUCUCCUCUCAUCCUCAGCCUCCAUCCUUUCCCUCUCUCAGUAGCACCACCCAAACCUCCAAAGCUCCUUCUGUCAUUAGGCCCGCAUGCCCCCAUCCAGUCACCCCUCUCCCUUUCCCCAUUCCUCCCUUUCCCCCGUCUGUUCCACCUCUCCCACCUCGCCUGCCAAAUGGCACCAUUCCCAUCCCACCUCCAGGCUGGAUCCCACCUCUGGGCCAUCAUGCCAGCAUCCACAUUCCUCCUCCCCCUAUUCCACCUCCUCCUUCUAUUCCACCCCCACCAACUUUUCUCAGACCCCCUCCAUCUUUGAUGGUGCCACCUCCUGUGCAUACGUACCCCUUACCCAUGCAGCCUGCAGGUCCUUUAGAUAAGGGGACUCCUCCAAGGCCCGGCAGUGCACCUGCACCUUUCCCUCGACCACCCUGGCCCGCUCCACCUUUUCCCAUGUUUAACCCCUUCGUGCCACCACCAGACUACCUGCUCGUGAGGGAGAACCCUCACAAGGUCACAAUAGAGAAGGUUUUAGAAGUCAUCGUGGAUGAAUUGAAGUCAAUCAUUAAGAAGGACAUUACACGUAGAAUGAUUGAAGGGAUCGCUUUCAAGGCAUUUGAGGACUGGUGGGACUCUGAAGAGAGGAAAAUAAAGAUACAAGUUUCUCCUUUGAAAAGUGGAGCGACAAGUGUCCAAGAGAGGAACAAACUAAGAAAUCCCCUCAGUCACAUCCCAGGACAGGGCAAAAAGCCUCCACUGCCGUCCUUCAAGGUGAAAAGGAAAAGAGCCGAUGAUGCUGCUGCAUCAGAAGAGAUAAAAAACACGUCAGGUCCUGCUCAGGAAAGUGCUGAUGUGAAACAGGGGGACGACGUAUUAAGACCUGCAUUAGAGAGAGCCAAACGCAGACAUGCAAGACCACAUCAGCUUGACAGUGAUGACGAUGAUGAUGAUGAAGGGAAAGAAGAAAACGCACUUCAAGAGGAAGAAACCGGAUCAGACAAAGUGGAGGCUGUUGAUGAUGAUCCUCAAAUCCUGUCUGGCAGAGAUGAUCGUGAUGAUGGUGAUAAUCAUCCAGAGGAUGAAGAUGCUUUCAUCCUCCAAACUGGUGCUGGCGUGCAGUGCUUCGAUGGCGAGACUUUCUCAGAGAGCAGCUCCUCAGAGGACGGCGAGUAUUCGUCAGACUUCGACUCCUCUGACUCGUUCGCCUCGGACAGCUUCGAGGACUCGUCCUACUCCGACCUCAGUCCUGAGGAUGAAGACAUGGAGGAGGACGGCGAGGAUGACACCAGCGCCGAGUGCAUAGUCAUAUCGUCAGAUGAAGAGUCGAUGGAGCUCGAGCCCCCCGCCACCCCCUCAGCUCCGCUAACCCCUGGCGCUCAGCUGGAGCUGGGCCUGCAGGACUGGUCAGCUCCUUCGCAUGCAGAAGAAACCAAGGAGAACCAGUGCACCUCCUGUCAGCAAGACUCCUGUGACUUCAAUGCCGUGAUGGAGCUCAAAACCAGCGAAGCCCAGGACCACCCACUGCUCCUGUCCCCUCUAGGACGUCCAGCAGUGGAGCCACACCUCGAUGUAGAGAUGGAGAGCCCUGAAUGGACGGUGCAGUCUCUGGAGAACAUAGAAAACCUGCGUCCUCUCACUCCUACUGGCUGCUUGGUGGACAGUGACCCGGACCCUGAACCAACAUCCCCAGCCGUGGAGGAGGUGGAACGACCUCAAACACCUGGCAGGGGCAUAGUGGCUGACCUGGACAGUGAGGAUGAAGUCCUCGUCCUGUCCCCAGCAAGCACUGAGCUUGUUCUGGCUCCCUCUGGUCCCCCGGCCUCAUCGUACCAGAAUAUGCCCAAAACUCCUGGUAGAGAUGAUCGAAGUGGAUGGACCCAGUGCAGCUCUGGGAGACCUCCAUUGACACCAGGCCGAGAGACGGCCGUGUCAGAAGGUAGCAUAUUGAUGUUCCCAACUCUCAGCAGCCCGCCUCCUGCGCCAUGCCUGUCUAACAAUCCAUAUAUCACAGCCCCAAAGACUCCUGGAAGAGACAUCAUCCUGCCCCGAAGAGCCAUAGUCCACAGGAGGAAAGCACAAAUAGUGGCCACCUCACCGCCUUUGUUAGGUGACUCUCCCUUCUCAGAGUCCUCCCCAUGCAGCCUCUCUGAGCCUUCGCCUGACUCUGCUGAUGGGAGGUGCAUGUGGAUCAUUUCAGGUGUGAGGAUGAAGCCCCUGCAGGGACUGGAGAACAUGCCUGGGCUUCUGGAUGAGGACAACAGGAGAGAGACGGAGAAAUCCUUACUGAGCAGGAAACAGCUAAAGAGGAGGUGGAGAAUUCGUCAGCGGCAGAGGUCACUGAAGAGAAUCUCUGGUCCUCUCUCCUCUCACAGUCCUCCUCGCCGGUGGCGCUCACUCUGCGAGGAGAGGAGGAUACUUCACAGGGUCUGGAAAGAGGGCCUGGAUGAAGAAGACGCAGGGCUGCUGAAGUGCACGUAUGACAGGCUGCAAGAGCAGGAUAACGGCUGUGGGUGGAUCAGUGACACACUGUGGACACCCCACCCUCUGACUAAAAUCCCCACAGAGAAGGUUGACGAACACAAACCCUGGCAGCUGCACCACAGGAGCGGCUCGGCUCGCAGCGAAGGUUUCUACAAAAUCAGCAGGAAGGAUAAACUGAAGUACCUCAACAGCACAAAGCUGACCACAGAGCUUCCGUCUACGAGCGCUCAGGGAAUGUGCAUCCCAGCCCAGCAGCAGACCUCCCUGCGCGCUGGAUCGGACUUCCGGUCUGAACAGCGCCGCCUGCUGUCCUCUUUCAGCUGUGACAGUGACCUGGUCAAGUUCAACCAGCUGAAGUUCCGCAAGAAGAGGAUCCGUUUCAGCCGGAGUCACAUUCAUGAGUGGGGCCUGUUUGCGAUGGAGCCUAUAGCAGCAGAUGAGAUGGUGAUUGAGUAUGUGGGCCAGAUCAUCAGACAGGUCAUCGCUGACAUGAGGGAGCAGAGGUACGAGGAGGAGGGGAUUGGAAGCAGCUAUUUGUUCCGGGUUGAUCAGGACACCAUCAUUGAUGCUACUAAAUGUGGGAACUUAGCCAGAUUCAUCAACCACAGCUGCAAUCCGAACUGCUAUGCAAAGAUCAUCACUGUGGAGUCUCAGAAGAAGAUAGUGAUAUACUCCCGGCAGCCGAUAAGCAUCAAUGAAGAGAUCACGUACGACUACAAGUUUCCCAUUGAGGAGACAAAGAUUCCUUGUUUGUGUGGAGCAGACGGCUGCCGCGGCUCCUUGAACUGAGCUCGAACGACGUGUCCCCAUUAUGUCAAGAGCCAGAGUUGCCUGAGGAACUGUACGAUAUAAACACAGACCCUGAAUAUGUGUCAAAAAGUUUUAAUGCUAUUUAAAACUGUACAGCGAGUAACUGUCGAGAGGCCAUACAGGAGCUCCUAAAAGCACUGCAGACGAUCGUCAGCGCUGCUCAGUGAAUGAUGGGCCAAUGAAAUGGACCAAGCACUUAGAACUUUAAUCUGUUAAUGGAGGCUUGGCAUUGAGUUGUGAUGUGCCACCUGCAAGCACAGGUGAAAACAGAAUCCUGAUUCUUUGCUAGCAACACUUGCUAACGUCUGUCCCACCUCUGUUACAAUGAAAUAUCUGCCGACCUCAUCGUCCAAAUGAUAACAGAAGUGUACAGUUAAAUGUUUUCGUUUAUGAGAGCUUAAAUGGUGUUUUGCUUGAGUCA
Molecule: messenger RNA, 5587 nt
Organism: Chelmon rostratus (copperband butterflyfish)
Lineage: Eukaryota; Metazoa; Chordata; Actinopteri; Chaetodontiformes; Chaetodontidae
Product: histone-lysine N-methyltransferase SETD1B-A-like
Exons: 18
Coding region: 1-5145 (1714 amino acids)
Cellular component (GO): Set1C/COMPASS complex
Molecular function (GO): histone H3K4 methyltransferase activity; RNA binding; protein binding
Source: RefSeq, a predicted model, not a curated record